Molecule: messenger RNA, 1425 nt
Organism: Asparagus officinalis (garden asparagus)
Lineage: Eukaryota; Viridiplantae; Streptophyta; Magnoliopsida; Asparagales; Asparagaceae
Product: serpin-Z10-like
Exons: 3
Molecular function (GO): serine-type endopeptidase inhibitor activity
Source: RefSeq, a predicted model, not a curated record
AUGUUACAACAGUUAAAACUACUGGAAUCAGCUCGUGCAACUGGUUCUAAUGAUUCUAGUGAAGAUGACGAAUGUGAUUCAAGCGAAGAUGACGACCGUGCAUCCAUCUUAUCAUUGGCGAACGGUUUAUGGGUUAACCGAUCUUUGGAUCUGAAGCCAUCGUUCCAGGAGACUGCUGCCACCACCAACAAUGCUGUGGCCAAAUUUAUUGACUUCAAGCACACAAGGGACCCGGCUGAUGCUGUGACCUCUAAUACAAGACUCAUCUUCGCUAAUACUCUCUACUUCGAAGGGGCAUGGACCAAGAAGUUCGACUGGUCUAUAACCAAGAAUGGAUCAUUUUAUCUCCUUAAUGGAAGAAAAAUAAAAGUACCCUUUAUGACAAUCGACGAUGAUCAAUACAUUUCCUCUUUUGAAGGCUUCAAAGUCCCCAAUUUGCCGUAUGAACCAAAUCAACUGGGAGAGCCUUCCAUGUUGACCUUCCUUCCUAACAGUAGACAUGGGCUUAGCAAUGUCAUACAAAAGGCUGUAUCAACUCCUGAUCUUAAGAUUGGCAAGUUCAUGAUUCCGAAAUUCAAAACUUCAUCUGGAUUUAACUUUCUGAAAGCUUUACAGGAACUGGAGUCACGAAUUCCUUUUACUGAGGGUGUAGAUUUCACAGAAAUGGUGUCAUCCUCAGAUACCAAUAAUAAGCUUCAGAUUUCAAGCGUGCAGCAUAAACCUACUAUCAAAGUAGGAGAAGAAGGGACCGAAGCAUCCGCUGCAGCUUACUGAAAAGCAUCAUAUUUGUGUUAUAGAUCUCCUACAAAUUUUGUUGCAGAUCAUCCUUUCAUGUUUGCCAUUAGAGAAGAUAAGACCGGUGCUCUGCUAUUCGUAGGGCAUGUGGCGAAUCCAAUGGAGAAGGAAGCAUCAAUGUUUACUAAAGAAUAAAAGAGUGUGUGCCAAUAAAGCAAAGGAUUGAUGUACUAUUUUAUCUGAAUUAGAGCAUGUAUUUCUAUCCUCACCUGCUGCAAGCAAAACCAUCUUGAAGGUGUAUCUAUGUGUGUCUGUGUUUGUGUGGAUAUGCAUAUAUGAAAAAAUGGAUACGAAAUGACAAACUUAUUUGUUUAAUGACCCGCGAAGAAAUUAUCCAGUAGUGAGAGCCAACCUGUUAGUCGCAUGCAAGUAUAUGGAUCACAUCACUCACAUUUCUCAAUGUUAUUUUUUUGCCAAAUGAGAUGACAGCUCAAAUCCAUUAUAUAUCUGUCAUGAAUGUUUGACUUUUGAUCAAAUCUGUUAAGUAACAUUGGAGUAUAUCAAUCUUAUCACUCACAUUUCUUGAUGUAUUAUUUUUUGCAAUGAAAUAACAGCUCAAAUCCAUUAUAUAGAUGUUGUCGAUAUUCGUAAAGCUUGACCUGACUAAUUUUGCAAAUCUUCUAGUCGAAG